UCUUCCUAUGUGGGGAGAGAGAGACAGACCACGUGAAGCGGGCGUCGGGCACGGAUAACAAAAGUUUUACCUUCGUGCGCCCGCCUGCUUUACGGGGAGAUAUUAAAACAAGACGUUGGAAAAGAUACAAUCUAACGAACUGUGCUCGCAGAGAGGGGGGCCCAGUCGUAUCGUACGGACCGUACAUGUACAUAACGCGGGGCAGCCCACCGCUAAUUGUCCGCAGCGUAUGUUGAAGCCCCGACGUUCGCCUGCAUUCCUGCGCCAGGAGACGAGUCGCGAUGAUGGGCGAGGGACACCUUGGAUCGGGCCGGCCAACAAGGCAGGAGAAACCUGCGACGGGCAACGUUUGAAAGUUAAAGAAGGGGGCCUUCGUCCGUCCUCCCCACCCGCUUGUGUCCCCCCCGGUCUUCGGGACUGGGUGUCGCAUGCGCAGUCGGGGGGGGGGGGAGGAGGAGGCUGGGUGGCUCGGGGUAGUUGUGGAGCCCUGCCCGGGGUGGGAGCGUGGAGACACGGAGCGGUCCGUGUUGGGGGCCGACAAGGCGGCCAGAGAGAACAGGCGAGCACGAGGUCCUUCGUAGGAGGCUAGGCCUUUGUGCCUCCUCCUCCUCCUCUGGCCGCUUUGUGAGGCUACGCACGGGGGAGUCGGGCUUGGUUAGCGGGGCUGAGAAGAGAUUGCGGCAUUCGAGAGUUAGCGGAGAAGUCUUCUUCACCCGUCCGGGGGGGCCCCAACCCAGCGGGAGCCGCAGCUAUGGAGGAGCAGUCGCUCAUUGACAGUGGCCUGUCGCUGCCUGCGAUGCCUCUGGACACCGAUCUGGUCGCGUUGCAGAAAAACAUCCAGGCCACGUCUAUCGGCCAAACCGCAAGAUCAAAAAUUGAAUCCAUUCUGCAAGAAGUCCAUAAGUUCACGGACAAUGAGAAGCUCUACCUCUAUCUUCAACUACCUUCGGGUCCCAGCAAUGGGAUUAAGCACGAACACAGCAAGAUGACUGCCAGCCGCGCGGACCAGAUGCAGGCAUUCUCAUGGAUUCGCCAGCACCUGGAGGAGCACAACGACACGUCCCUGCCCAAGCAGGAGGUUUACGACGAGUACAAGGGAUACUGCGAAAACCUCGGCCACCGGUUCCUGAGUGCGGCCGAUUUCGGGAAGCUCAUGAAGAACGUCUUCCCGAAUAUGAAGGCUCGCCGCCUCGGCACACGCGGCAACUCGAAGUACUGCUACAGCGGGCUCAGGAAGAAGGCUCUCGUGCAGACGCCGUCCCUGCCGAGCCUCGAGGUUGGCAAGAAGGGAGACCCGAACGAGUGCAGCGACGGUGGCGCCGGCGGCGCCGGCGGGCAGGCCGAGUGCCUGGAGCAGCAGAUAGUGGGGGCGGCCUGCAGCCUGGUGUGCGAGUGGGCCCAGAAGGUGCUGAGCCGGCAGUUCGACACGCUGCUCGACCUCGCACAGUACCUCGUCAACAACAGCUGCGUGCCGCGCAAAACGUCCUACGCCCUCGUCGUCAUGUCGCCCUCCGCAGCCGGCCUCAAGCACUCCUCCCUGUGCCAGCCGUCGGCGUUCUUCAAGCCGUCCGAUGGCUCCACGAUCCAGCUGGGCGCCGUGCCCGGCGCUGGGCCGCCCGUCACGGCAGGAGGAGGUGGUGGUGGUGGUGGCGGCAGUGCCGCCAUCGGGAGCGAUGCCAAGCAGCAGUUGCAGCGCAAGAUUCAGCAGAACUCUCUCAAGCGGCAGCAAGAGCCUAAGCAGCAGCAGCUGACCAAUGCAUCGCUGAAGGUGGGCGGUGGUAGUGGUGGCGGCGGCGGCAGCGGCGUGGGGGCACAGCCCAGGACGAGGACCCCGCAGGUGACCGCCGCGGUGGCCCAGCCCGCGCCGGCGGCGGUGCCGGCCGGGCACUCGGGCGGCACCACAGAGGCCUCGCUGGCGGCGAAGGGGCGGCCCCCGCCGGGCGACGUGGGCGUGCGCGCCACCUGCGGAGUCGUCAACAACGCCACCUGCGCCAGCCCGAUGAUGCUGUCGCCGUCCAUCAACUUCGUGCUCACCGCCAUCCCCAGCAACUUCCAGGUCAAGUCCACCAAGUCUCUCGUGCCUCCGCAGAGCCCGGUCCUCACUCCCGAAGCGAAGCGCCUUCCCCAGAACGUGCAGGUGGUCGCACAGCACAUGCAGCUCGUCCAGCAGCAGCAGCAACAGCAGCAGCAGCAAAACAACGGCGGCACCAACGGCGCCGGCAGCAACGGCAGUGUGACGCCGUCCAUCCUGUCGAGCAGCCCGAUCGGAGACCGCGUGGGCAAACCGCGAUACCCGCAGAUCCUUCCCAAGCCGCUGGCGCCGGCGGGCUCGUCGGGCGGCUCCAUCCAGAUCAGCACGUCCACGACGGCCGUCAUCCUGACCCGCAGCAGCCCCGUCAAGCCGCCAGCGGUGUCCUCCGCGGCCUUCUCGUCGUCGUCGUCGUCUUCGACGUCGUCUCUGUCGUCGUGCUCCUCGUCCUCCUCCUCGUCCCCGUGCGUCGCCGCCUCCGUCGCCGCUUCGGCGCAGUCGCCCAAGCCGAACCACGGCGGCACGGUGCAACAGCAGCAGCAGCAGAUCGGCAUCGUCAACAUGAUCGUGACGGCGGCGGCGGCGGCGCAGGGCAAGGCGCACACCGGCAACACGCUCCGCAUCGUGGAGUGCUCGGCCGGCGUUGGCGGCAGGGCAACGGCGGCCGCGGUGGCCGAGGGCGCCUCCGGCUCCAGCUCGGCUCCGUGCUCGCGUGCCCCCACGCCCGGCGCGCCGAGGUCGGCGGAGGCGAAUCGCGACGGCCCCUCGCCCGGCGGCGCCGAGCAGAAGCGCACGCUCGUGCCGCGGCCGGCGUCGCGUGCGCUGCCCGCCUGGGCGGAGAGGGACAAGGCGUCGGCCGGCGUCGCCGCCGCCGCCGCCGCCUCCCCCGUCGAGGAGGAGCGGCGGGGGGCUGUGGGACAGCCCAACGGGCCCCUGGCGUGCCGGCUCCCGUCGACCGGCGCUAAGAAGCAGUGCGGCGGAGCCGUGCGCAGGUCGCCCACGGUGAAGGCGACGGCCCGGAGGAGCGCGCCAAAGAGUCCGCGCAAGCGCCUGACGGAGCCGAUGAACUUGCAGCAGCAGGCGUCGCCGGUCAAGCGAGCCAUGCGUGCGUGGGCCGCGCCCGCGGACGGCGGCAGCGGCGGCAGCAUGGCACAGGAUGGUGCAGACAUCCCCGUGGCCAACAACGCCAGCGCACCUGCUGCUGCUGCUGCUGCUGCUUCUGCAGCCACCACCUGCCCCUCGCCCAGCGUAGCGCCGGGUGGCGGCACUGGCGGCGGCGGCAGUGGCAGAGCGUCCGUGCCGUUCGUGGUCUCCGUGUCGCUCGCGCAGCAGGACGACGCGUCUCGCAGCGAGGCGGCCGGCGCGGGGAACCUGAAGCGAGAGUCCGCGGAGGCGCCGUCGCCGCCACCGUCGCAGCCCAAGGUGCAGAAGGUGCUGUCGCCGGAGCCUGCGCCGGCCCCUUCGGCGCAGCCCCGCAGCCCGGUCCGGGACGAGAACCUCCGGCUCGCCGAGCCGCACGACCAAACGGCGGCGGCCGCGGCGGCGGCGGCGCUGCUGGCGGCCGUUGCGUCGCGCAGCGCGUCGAGCAAGCUGUUCGAGACGCAGGCCGGCGCGGCGGGAGGAGCGUACGGGGGGGGCGGCUGGCCUUACCCGCACGGCGACGACGACGACGACAAGACGCGCGACAGCAUCGUCGAGGAGCUGGUCGAGCUGGAGGAGCAGAUGGCGCUGUCGAGCGCCGCGUCGCUCGCCUUCGGCGGCGCGGCGACGCCGUACGGCACGGGCGCCAGCACCACGCCGUGCCCGACCCCGACCCCCACGCCCACGCCGUCGCUCACGCCCACCCAGGAGCUGGUGUCGCUGCUGCAGGGGGCCGGCGCCGUCGGGACGCCGUGCUCGCGGCCCGGUUCGCGCAUCAUGCUGGUGGGGACGCCCGUGGAGGGGCCGGCCGCGACGGGCGGCGGCUGCGGCGGCGGGGGGUGUGGCAGCGGCCACUCGAGCAGCUGCGGGGGCAGCGUGCCGCCCAGCCCCGUGGACGGCCGCCACUCCUUCAUGUUCACGCCCAUCAACUCCGGCGCCGGCGUCUACCCCAACGGCGGCGGCGGCGGCGGCGGUGCCGGCGCGGCGUCGAGCGGCGUCCCCAAGCCCAUGCAGCGGCCCACGGCCACGCACGCCAGCCUGCCGUGGCUCAGCAAGCCGGAGGCCGGCGGCGGCGGCGGCGCCGGCGGCGUGGCCCAGGGCCUGCUGGCGGCGGACGGAGACGGCGCCAACAUCCUGCCGAGCUACCAGGAGUCGCUGGACAACAAGUUCAGCAAGUCGCACGCGUUCGGCGUCCCGGGGAUGUCGUCGGGAGCGCCGGCGCAGCGACAGUACCCCUGCGGCCAGGAGCCGAUGUCGGAAGCGCAUUUCUCCCUGUUGCACCAACAACACCAACAACAGCAACAACAGCAGCAGCAGCAACUGCACCGGCAGCUGCGGCCAUCGACAAUGGUGCUGACGAACGGCGGCGGUGGGCGUGGCGCGAGCGGCACGAGUGCCAACCUGCACGAGUCGUUCGCCGUACCCGCGCCGCUCGACGGCAAGGGCUCGGCCGGCGGCGGCAACUGCUCCCUGCUCUACCGCUGCCAGCACAGCCCCGCGGCACAGCGGCAGAGGAACCUGAGCGGCAGCCUGGGGCCCGUGCGAACCCGGCCCAGGCCCGGCGCGGCGUGCGGGGGGGCGCCCCUCACCGCCCUCUUCAACCAUGAGGUGCACGCGGCGUUCGCGGACCGCGGGGCGGCCGGCGGCGCGGGCGGCGGGGACGGCCCGGCCGGUGCGGCGGCGGGCCCCGGGCAGGCCGGGCGCAGUCACUCGGUGCCUCUGUCGGUGAUGAUGCAGACGCCCUUCUCCGCGACGUGCAGCAAGCACACGCCGACGUCGCGCAAGAUCGAGAACGUGCUGCUCAGCAAGCUGGAGGGGGCCGGCGGAGACGCGGGCCGCGGCAUCGGCAUCAACAGCCUCCCGUCCAACUACAGCGCGCGGCGCAAUCUCACGCAGAUGCUCGAGACGCCGCCGCCGCUGCUGCAGCACCAGCAGCUCCAGCAGCAGCAGCAGCCUGCCGUGCUGAGUCCUGGCCCCAGUCCCCACAGCCCCAGCCCCGUCGCCUUCAAGUUUCAGGAGCACGGUCACCACCACCACCACCACCAGCAUCACCAUCUGCAUCAUAUGCUUCAACAGCAGCAGCAGCAGCUGCAGGGAUUUUAUCAGAUGGGAGGCGGCGUACAGUGCCACGGGGUCACCGAGCAGAACGUGGCCGCGCUUACCCCGACGCCGACGCCCACCCCCACCGGCUUCGCCGCCACCGAAGACGACGACCACGUCGCGGCCCCGGCGUUCGCCGACUUCGUGUCGUCCCUUCAGGCUGCGCCGGACGGGCAAGCGGAGCCGGCCGCGGCGUGCGCCGAGAUGUACGGCGGCGGCGGCGGCGACCCGGAGCGCGGCGGCGUCACCGACGGCGGCGGGAACGGCGACGGAAGCGACGACGGCGGCGCGGCCAAAGCCGGAGCCGACUUCGUGACGGGCCUCGGGGGCAUCGGCGACCUGGACUCGAACCUGUUCUUCGAGCAGUGCAAGGCAAACUGCGCGGACGCGCCCGACGGCGAGACGACGAUGGUGGACAUCAACGACCCGAUCUUCCAGGAGCUGUGCCUGGAUCCUGGCGACGCCCUGAGCCCCGCCACGACGCAGGCGGUGGCCGCCUCCUCCUACGAGUGGAUGGACGGCAAGACUCAGACUAGCAUCGGCAGCAUGUGACUCGCGGGGGGGUGCGGCGAUGCCGUCGGGAGCAGGAGGAGGUUGUGUUGUCGUUGAUCGUUGUUGGUUGUGGUGGGGGGGGCGACGUGGGACACCUCCGCAGGAAGAGAGGGAGGCACCGUCCAAGACGGGUUUUUAAAUGCCCCCCUCCCCGAAGGCUUUGUUGCGCCAACACUGCACAUUAAGCGUUCGUGUUGUCAGUUUAACUGCUGUAAUUUGUUGUAUUUUACCUAGGGGGACAGACAGACUUGCUGAAUUUUUAGGAGUUGAAAUACCGAUUGGGAUUUUGGUCAGUUUAGGGUUUCUUUUUUUUAUUCAGUUGAAGUUGUUUUUACGUUUUGGUUUUUCUUGUGUCUGAGAGGAAAGUCGACUGGUCCAGAACGAAAAACAAAACCCGCACAUACGGUCAGAGAAUCGCUGAUGUCCGUACGCACAGUGGGCCACGUCACACGGUGUUUAGCAUCCAAAUUACACGGAGAGCGGUGCACUUUUGAAACUGUUAGCUUUGAAUAUCGGUGAAUUCAACAUUAGUUGCAGGCAACAAUCUGGCAUUUCUUAAUUAAUGUUAAAUGUCCGUGGCACCAUUUGCCGCAACUCUUCUCCCUUGUCAGUCGGUUUAACACGCAGGCUUCCCGCAUUCACUUCACUCAUUGUGCAAGGCACGUCGGAGUAAUUCACCGAUCUUUAUGAACACUCUUUGAUGUCCAAUGAAAUUGCGGUGCAAAGAGGGAGAGAGAGCGAAAACAACAAACCGCACGGAUGAAAUGCUGUGGGAUACGUGCUCGCUGUAACUGCCCCUCCAUGGCGUGUAGAUGCCCGUUCAACUUGGCUCCCAUCCCAAUCUGAUCCACCGCCCUGACCUCCGGGAUAGUGGACGGCCAUCCGGACGGUCAAGGCACGAUUCUGCGCGUCGCAAACCUCGGACGCGUCGUUAUUUGGUGGAAGGGGCACUCCACAUCUCUCACCCGUUGCGCGUCGUUAACCUGAUGCGCUUGGCCUGCAACCAGGCUGGCCGGGUAGCCGAUGUGGGAGGGGUGAGAUCGUGGCCGGGUUUUGCGCUGGCCACUGUUGGGGAAGGGAAGAAGUUGUGAACCCUGUUGUGUGACGUCAUUUUCGAAAAUUAAGGCCCGUCGUGUUCUUUCAGAUGUUUAGCAUCGAAUUCCACAUCUUGAAUCACGCGCUACAAAAAAAACGAAUAUUGGUGCCCGUUUAACGUCGGGUAGCCACAGGCCUCGCCCCGUCUUAAGUGGGACGUUCGUAACGGGAAUCUGACCUGGUGGGGUUAUGGACGAGCAGUCGUUAUCGCUGUCCGUCAAGCCGCAAACAACGAGGGGUUGGUGUUGGUGAACCUCUGCACUGCAUUCCCGCACGAUGCGAGUGCCUCCUGAAGUGAACGGAACAGCGAGAAAAACCUGCAGGAGCCACCAGGGGCCAUAGGUCCACGACUGACUCCUGUAACUCGGCUGGUCAUUCACAGACCUCGACUCCAAUCUCCCCCCCCCCCCCCCCCCCCCAUUGUUUGAAUUCGAUGAAAAUUAUAGCCGAUUUAACUCGUAACGACACACUCCCCCGUUCAUUUCCAUUUUUAAGACAUCCAUCGCCCUCCCAUUCCCCCCCGCCCCCGUAUGCGUGGUGAGAUUGUGUUGUACACAUCAACUGAUAAAACAGCUUUUAUAUAGAGUAGGUUUUUAAUUAUGGUUUGGAUUACGUGUAUUAUCAUUUGUCAGGAAAAGCACGGCAGCGGCAGCAGCGGCAGCAGCAGCCACGACUGCUGGUGGUAACGGAAAGUUCGCUGGGUGGGUGGCGACCGCGUGCGGCCUGGCGUGACGAGGCCUUCCCGUGAACGCGGAGCCUCUUGGUGUCUUGGAUGUUUAUUGCGGGAGUCCGGCCGGGGCUUUGGGCCACGUUGAGGGCAGUGACGGAGGAGGAGGAGAAGGGGGGGGGCGGCAUUGCAGCCUUCGUACCAGCUGAUCGGAAGCGGAGCCGUUCGUCCUUCGAGUAAACGUUCCCACGGGGGCCACAGCUGGCAACUGGCAUUUGAUGCUUGAGGCGUCCAUCUUAAAUCGUUUCUACAUUUCAGUCGGUGAGACGGUGUAAGAUGGCCCCCCCUCCCCCCACACAGCGGUGUUAUUAUCUGCCACUUGUACGGAAAAUAACUGCGAUUCCACCCGAGAAGAGCGACAAUACGUCACGGGUAGACAUCUCGUGGCGGCUCGAGUGAAGAGAGCAUUGGGCCCCACCCUCGGUUCAGUCCACAGAUGUGGCCCAAAGCCCCCCCCCCCCCCGUCUCCUGCAACCGUGUUUGACCUUGAUACUCCCACAGCUUAAAAAACUCAGUCGCUACUGGCAACGAAAACACAUUUUUUUAUGUUUUGUUUCUUUUAUAUGAUAUAAAGUCUCAGUACUUUUUUUUAAUCUCUUUAGAGUUUAAUAAUCGUGACCUUGUUUUGUUUUUCAUGUAAAACGUGAAAUUUGCAUACGGCAAAAAAAAUCAUUAUUUUGCACUAGUCAUCUUUGUAAUUUGCCAAACGAAAAAUUUUGCCAUCGAAUUUUUUUGUUAGGUCACAGUGUACCGACUUCUCUCAUUGGAUCGUAGGUGUCACUUGGUUCUCGGGACACACCUGGUCGCUGAAGCUGCCACGUUCACUGGCAGAAAAUGCAUUUCCAGGUGCUUUGUUAAUUUGACCUCUCCCCCUUUGAAUUCAAGUGCAGCCGUUUCUAAAUCGCAUUUUUAGAAAGUCGGGAGACAUUUUGAGGGAUAUUUUCCAGCCUGAGACUGACCACUUACGUCGCUCUGAUGGUGGCCCUGUGGAUAUAUCAUGCUGAGAAAUUCGCUUUUCCUCAAAACCAGCACACCUUGUGUCCAGAUUUCAAGCGCUUUGAAGUCAAUUUUUUUUACAUUAAAAAAAAUAUAUAUAAUAAACUGUCAAGGCGGUUUCUUUUUUAAGUGGCAUUUGUGGCAGCGGCACAAGUUAAACGUUAUUGUCAAUGAUGCAAGCUGCAGGCGUACAAAUAUCAUUUGUUAGCCGUCGUGUAGAGUUGGGUUGAUGAAAUACGGACAUCUCGUGAUAGACCGGCACAUGUUCCACUUAGCAGCAUCGUGCGUGAACUUUCAUCGCCGUGAGCAGUUUGGCGUGGAAGCCACAGUUCCCCAAGUCCCAAGGAUGCCCUGUCAUUUUUAACAGGGCAUCGUGUACAAAAUGCACCGCGGGCUCCAGAGUGAGUGAUACAAAGAAAAGACCCCGUUGCAAUAUUUGCAAGUCUGGUUUUCUCUUUUUUGUUGUUGUUGUCGUCGUCUUUCCUGGAGUCAUUAGUGCAACCUUGACCCGUAAAAUGUAACAGCGGCUGUACUCAAUCAAUAAACGAGACGGUUUAUCCUGCAUAAAUAAGUUUGAAAUCAACUUCAUUUAUGUAUAAAUAUGACCGAACUCAAGGCAGUUGGGCUGCUGAAGAUGAGACUCGUCAAGCAACAACAACCCAGCGUGCUACAACUCGUCUUAUUUGCGGAUGACUUGUGGACAUCCUUGAAUAACGACGAGAAUUUGCAUUGCUGGGGUCGGGGGGGCCCUUCUGUCGCAUCGCGCCACGACCAUUUCGGCGUCCUGCUGCAGCCCAGCCAAAGGGGACCCCCCCCUCCCCAGUGGCAGCUGCCUCUACGUGGCGCAAUGCGUACGCAGCAACGGCCUGCAAAUGGGCAUGAGCCUGCUGGUAGUGUGUGAUGUUGCCACGUGCUAUUACCCGAUUUAAAGUAACUUAAAGAAUACAUUUCCAAAUCUGCCAAAUUUGAACCGUGGCAUUGGCACGUAUGGCCUACUUCCGUUUCUCAUGGCUGCGGUGGUGAAGAUGCUAACUACCUCGCCUGGUAUACAGGAGGUCGUGUGCUGCCUGCUGUAUAUACAGGAGGUCAUGUGACACCUGCUGUAUAUACAGGAGUUGGUGUGACGUCUGCUGUAUAUUUGUAGUUUGUGUGGCUCUCUCCCCGUGGUCGUGUGGAUUUUUCUCCGGGUCCUCCGGUUUUUCCCUCCACGUUUAGAAUCAACAUCACCACGCGUUUACAGUGUUUGUCUGCUGCUAUAAAUGUCCACACGAUAAGCCACAACUUCGUUCAGCCGUCACUCGUGAUGGCCCAGGUCGCUUCUUAAAAAGAGCUACGUAGCUGAGAUGGGGCCUUGCCUGGUAAAAUAAAAAAAGAGUUCAGCUUUUUACGUGACAUCACGCGGGUUCGAUCCGCGACGAGAGCGGCGCGCGAGCUGCCACCACGUCCACGAUGGGCCCCGCCGCGGUGGGUCGUCCUCUCCCCGUCGUCCCCGACCCUGGCCAUCCCACCGCUGCGCGAGACGUCAACCAAACGCCGCGGGAGCGAUCGCCCCCCUCCCCCCCCCACACACACUCGCGCGUAGCCAUUUGUUCGCGAAGUUUUUUCGAAAGGGCUUUAAAACUUCCUGUUUGUCAUAUCUCAGGCCAGAGGGGAGCCCCGGCAAUUUUUGGGAUUUACACAUCACUCACGCACAUCACGCACACAUACACACGCACGCAUGUACACUAUUGCAUGGGGUGAUUUGUAUACAGCCUCCAGUUCAUCAUUCUCCACAAAGCCGAGCUGCUUGUUAUUUCGUGUGGCGGACUCGUAGGUGCCGUGCAUGCAAGGUUCUCGGUUGCAUUCUGCGCUUGUGCGGAGAUUCUCACUCUUGACAUUUUUCUUCAUUUUAAACAAUGUCCAUUAUUGUUUGGCAUGAGAAUGUCACCACGUGCCACCGCAGAUGUAACCGCAGUGACGCGGCCGACGCUGAGGGAUUUGCCGCUUGCAGCCGGCCUGCUGUACGCAAUAUCCCGGUUUCCAGAUGAAAGGAAUAAACACAGAUCCAUUGGCCAAUGCAGGUAACAAGAUUGGCAGUUUAAGAGGCUCAUAAAUGAGAAGCCGCGGUGUGGAGUGGUUUCACUGUGUGCGUCUAUCAUCUGAUGUGUAAUAGAAUGGCGAAAAUUACUUGGCGUGACCGUAUGGACAUUGAGAUUCUGGGUGGAACGGAAACAGGUUUGGCAGACGCAAACUUUAUCCGUUUCCCCCCACGCAUAUCGGCCACCGCUCUCCACGAGCUCGGCACCCUUGCACGGGAUGGAGAGACACGUGUGCUGUGCUGCGUGUUGUGUCUUGUGCUCACACUUCAGAAUCUUUAUUUACACUGGAGGAAUCCGGUGAGCUCUAAAGUUCUUUUCCCACAUGUCCAGUUUACAAGACCGCCGGUGACAGAUCCAACGGGGGGGUGGAGAAGAGAAAGUAGAAAUUUCAAGACACAGCCCAACCUAUUUGGGAUGUUUCUGCUGUGGCGGUUCACCUCCGAAACCUGCCGUGUAAGUCACCUGACCACAGUUGCAAGUCACGUGACCACGGUUACCCUGAAGGUUUUUGCUUUAUCACACGCAGUCAAGUCAGGGGUAGGGAAGCAGGACUGGGAUAGUGACAAUAAUUAAUAGCAGUGUUUAAAGACGGCGUGAGUAAUUGGCUCUCGAGGACUGUAUCCAUACACAAAUUAAACUGAGUCACCUUUGUCCACUCAACAUUAUACCGAUGGCUGCACCACAGCGAGUCGAUGGGCAGGGCGCGUGUGAUGGGGUCAAGUGCGGGUAACCCCCCACCGCUUUUCCGACAAACCUGGCCAGCAUGGAAGAGUAGGCCAAAUACCCUCUUAAAAGUUCCCUCCAGUAAAAGCCCUUCCAUCCAGCAUUGGCGUAAGCAAGUAAUUACAGGGCUGCAUGUUUAUUCCUUUUAAAGCCACACUGAAUCAGUGUUGUUUUAAUGUAAACAAUGCUAUAAGGGUAGUUAAAAAAAAUUGUCAUUUUUGCAAAAAAUAUAAAAAUUACACGUAAGUUUGAAAUAAGGCGGCAUCUCGCCUGCAACGGCGGUUUGCUCACCAAACCCGCUCGCUGCCCUGCAAGCGCCAGGCUCGCUGUGGCAAAGCUUCUCUCUCGACCCUGCGUGAGGCCACGCGUCUGUGAAUGUUGUUGGUAAUAUUAUAGUCGCAGUCCUGAGGGUGCGAAACCAGUUUCUGAUGUCGCCCUAAAAAACCUUGUCGACAUCGAAUAGCCAAGAGGUGGCCAGCAAUGACGACGUUGUAACUUCUCACCUUCCAGAAGGGCGAGAAAGCUGAAACUUGGCUUAACUAUAAUCAACUCUAUAUUGCUUAUAUAACUAUACAAAUAUCGAAAGCAACUUUUUAUUAUUGAAGUCGUGAAUUGUUUUCGGCCUUAUUUUAAACACACGUAUACAAUCCCCGUCGGUGAACCCACGUAAGUUCAAGUUCAUUGAUUAGGUAUAGCCCUGUGAGCCAUUCGGCUCUUGAAUCGGGUGCAACCGCAACAAACAAAAAACAAAAACAUGAACAAAAAAACCUCUUAAAGUGAAUAUGUGAGUGCAAACACAAAAUCCAAUUAAAGACAGCAAAAUAUUGCAGAAAAAACACCGCACACCAACGCUGUGUGCAAAAAUCCCAGUGGGAUGCAAGUCAAACAACAACAACCACAAGACAACUUAGAUUAAGGCCAUCAUCAGUCUAACUCUGUACUACAACAACACAAACAUGGCUAAACCAAUACACUUUUCGAAAUCACCAAGAUAAAGCCAUGAAAGCAAUGAAGCAGUGAUCAUAGGAACUGCGACGGGGUUUUCCAUCGUGAAGCUGUAGACACAAGUGUCUGCAGCAGAGCGGCCUGGCCAUUUCGAGUGCGGCACACACCACCAUGUAGAGCUUGGCUCAGCCGCAAUAAGCGAAAUAACCCCCAACUGUUACUCGAAUUGUGAUUGUGACGGUAUAAUUAAUCACACGUGGUCAAUCUUGUUUGAUCGAGGGAUUCAAACUCCGCAUCUGACCUUGGGUGAUGCAUCGUGAAAUUCGUAUUACACAGCCACCCUCACUGUGACAGUCCCUUAAUUUGAAUAAUGUGUCCAUGAUGUGUGCUGGUUUGGAGGGGUUUUUUCCCACUCAAGAAAACGUUACAAUUCCAUUCCACUUUUAACAAAUUCCCACCCACCCCCCUUCCCCCGCCACUCUUCCCACAAUCUGAACACUGGAGCUCGUGGAUUCUUUCGUAAACUCUUGAAAAAAUGUUUUUACAAACUUGUUGUAGUUGUUACCGUGCUACGCGAGGAAACGCGGACACACACAUGCACGCGCGCGUCGUGACGUGUAGAACAAAAUACAUAUUUUUUUGUAAGUUACGUUGAUUCUCUGCAGGGACGACCGUUGACGAGACGUUAGGAGAUUGUUCAUUUUCUUGCCUGGGGCUCUCUCGCUCUCUCUCUCACAUUAGCAGUAGCUCAUCUCAAUUGCACUCGCCUAAGCAAUGAAGAGUAGACGUGUGUACGAUACCGCUCGUUGUAGCUUUUUUGUUCCGUUUCUUUUAUUUUUUUACCUAUCUGUAUUCUGUCGUUAUGAGACUAAUAUGAAUGUAUGCAUGCGUACGAGGUUAUAUAACCACAUCGUGGAUUUCAGAUUCACCCUUCCAACCCUCUCUCACCCUCCCUUCCACCCCCCUUAUCCGCGUCCUGUUUGAACUUGAGCUGACCCACGCUGGUGAGGGUUUCGUUGCUGUUGGCCACUCUGCUGGGCACGACCAUUCACAAGAUGUGUGCUCCAGUCCUGAAUGGUCCCUUGUUGAUAAAAAAGAA
This is a messenger RNA of Lethenteron reissneri (Far Eastern brook lamprey), 13484 nucleotides long. Its product is annotated as DNA-binding protein RFX7-like. Gene Ontology annotation, biological process: regulation of transcription by RNA polymerase II. Gene Ontology annotation, molecular function: RNA polymerase II cis-regulatory region sequence-specific DNA binding; DNA-binding transcription factor activity, RNA polymerase II-specific. Lineage: Eukaryota; Metazoa; Chordata; Hyperoartia; Petromyzontiformes; Petromyzontidae. The record is from RefSeq and is a predicted model, not a curated record.